This is a messenger RNA of Cryptococcus amylolentus CBS 6039, 1769 nucleotides long. RefSeq lists its product as hypothetical. NCBI's taxonomy places the organism in Eukaryota, Fungi, Basidiomycota, Tremellomycetes, Tremellales, Cryptococcaceae. The coding region runs from base 452 to 1702 and encodes 416 amino acids. The transcript has 3 exons. The record is from RefSeq and is a predicted model, not a curated record.
CACCACCAGCCCCAUGCCCAAACGCAAAUCCAUAGACCCCGUACCCCCGCAGCCCCCGCCCCUCUCCUCCCUCGACGCCGCCCUCGACCUCCUCGUCUGCGACACCUUUACCCGCCUCGACUCUAUCGCCGCCAAGUUCGAGGCAUGUGCCGCCGUAAAACUCAACGACGGCGUAGUCCACGCAAGAUGGGAAGAGGCAGUCAAGCGGUACUGGGUCAUGAAGAGCAUGGACGAGUUGACGUGCAGCGCUGAGAAGAAAUGUGCUGCGGGUGGCAACGGCAAUGGGUAUAUUGGGUCCCUGCCAGAUGGAGAAGAUGGGGUGAUGGAGGAUGCAGAGGAUACCGGUAUGUACUGACAUCCCCUCUGCAGUCUUCUUGAUUGACUCUCACUGACUUGUGCGCGUUCUGCCGCCCGCUUAGUCAAAGCAGAGCGGGACGGAAAAUGCCGACCUAUGCCCACCGCAUACCCGGGGGCUGUCUCUGUGCACAAUCUGGCUGCGGAUGAGGAGGACGAAUGGAGAAAAUGGAUCCCCAGAUUGGGAAAUGUUGUUCUCGUCGACACGGCUCAUGACGGCGUAUGGCCAGGAAAGAUCAUCGACAAGAAGGCAUUCUUCCAAGGAAGAACCACACCGCGGGGGAACCACUUCUUUCCCGUUCGCAUCUAUAAUGAAUCCAUGCCACCUGUCAUAAGUAUCAAAGCUCGCUUGAUCCCCUUCCACCUUCGUCCAGAACCACCCCUUCUCGCGUCCGCAUCCCUACAAAGUGCAUACCACCAUGCCAAAAACCCAGGUGGUUUCGACGUACUCGCCACUGCUCGCGAAGCCCACUCUGCUCGCACACGCCUGCACCCAGGUGUCACCGGAGAGGACAACCAAGCCAGGUACAAGGCCGAAAGGGAGGAAUGGAAUACUCAGGUCAAUUGGGUCAUGAGCGAACGCCGCAUGGAGAAGCUCCGGAUACUGGCCGAAGAGCGGGGUCGCGUCCUGCGCGAGGUCGGUCGGUCGGCGUCGACGCCCGUCUUUGAGGCGAACGGAGAGUCUUCCGCUACUGACGAGCGCCUCGACUCAAUAUUUGGUGUGCCCAAGAAAAGGCGUACUUCCCUUCCUCCUCCAAAACCCAAAUUGGACCCCACUAUACCAGCUUUGUCCAUCGUUCCCUCUGCGCCCUCCACUCCGCCCCCGCGCACGACGGGCUCUCCCUCCAUGGCAUCCUACAUCCGCCCUUCCCUCUCCAAUCAGCGUACCAAUUCUCCUCGCCGCACCCCUACUCGGAGAGACAGAGACAAACGUAUGUAUGCCCUUGGGGAACUCUCCCCGGCAGCGUCUGUCAGGCGCACUUAUACUCCGCCUCGAAUCCUGCCUUCAGGCGAUGAGACAGCCCCGAGCGGGUUCGGCAUGCCAGAGGAAGUCAAGAGUGGCAGGUUUGAUUUCACGAGUCCGCUUGGGCCUGUCAAAAUGGGCAAAUUGGUGCCCGUCGAUUCCAAGUCCAAGGCAGGUGGGGCAGAUGGUACGCCUCUCGGAAAGACAGGCCGGAGCGGGAGCUUGGAGAUUGUCAGAGAAGAAGACGAGGAGGAAGGUUGGUCUAUUGUCUCCCGUAAAGGUCGUCGAGCCGGGUCUGAACCUGCGGGGGCGAGAGUCGGUCUCCCGUCGGGCGAGCAAGGACAUAGUGAGAGUAUGGGCGGAGCAGAAGAUAUGGAGCUGUAAUCCUAUAUAUCGUUGUAGUAGUCUAUUUCUUGUGUACAGUAUGCAAUAGUCCCAGGAAUAUCUUCAA